This is a messenger RNA of Dryobates pubescens (Downy woodpecker), 1272 nucleotides long. It is a transcript of the gene SOST, whose product is annotated as sclerostin. The coding region runs from base 228 to 866 and encodes 212 amino acids. The record is from RefSeq and is a predicted model, not a curated record. Gene Ontology annotation, biological process: negative regulation of BMP signaling pathway; ossification; negative regulation of Wnt signaling pathway. Gene Ontology annotation, molecular function: BMP binding. Lineage: Eukaryota; Metazoa; Chordata; Aves; Piciformes; Picidae. The transcript has 2 exons.
GAAGCACAGAUGAGAAGUUUCUACUCAGAAAUUGUAGAAUAUCGUCACCAACCCACCCCCACUCACUCUGACAAAAGCCAAGAUGAAUGAGUUGUUUGGCCCUUCCCACCUUGUAUAGCCAUUGGCUGGCUUGGUUCUAAAAAGGAUUUUAAAAAGGGGAAUAAUGUGCCUUUGCCUGGGAUCUGAGACUGUCAGGGUGCUGAAAAGCUAAACUGUGAGCUGCCACCAUGCAGGUCUCUUGGGCUGUGUGCUCUCUCUGUGUCUUAAUACAGAUUGCAUUUCAAUCUGUGGAAGGGUGGCAGAUGUUUAAAAAUGAUGCUACAGAAAUCAUUCCUGAGAUCACUGAAAAUACAGAACCACCGAUGGAGCAGACCUUCAGCAACAAUACAAUGAACCAGGCAAAGCAUGGAGGAAGACACAUACAACAAGCUCCAGACCCUAAUGAUGCUUCUGACUUCAGCUGCAGAGAGAUGCGAACCACCCGCUACAUCACAGAAGGGCCUUGCCGCAGCAUCAAGCCUGUCAAGGAACUGGUUUGCUCUGGUCAGUGUGUCCCCUCACACCUCCUCCCCAAUUCGAUCGGAAGAGGGAAGUGGUGGCGGCAGAACGCGCUGGAUUUUCGCUGCAUUCCGGCUCACACUCGCACGCAACGCAUCCAGAUGACUUGUCCCGAGGAAGAGACUCGGACUUACAAAUUCCGAGCUGUCACAUCCUGUAAAUGCAAGCGCUACACUCGCUACCACAACCAGUCUGAGCUGAAGGACUUUGGAAAGGAAACUGUCAGGCCUCAGAAGAACAAGAAGCCCCGUCUCUCCAGAGCCAGAAGCAGCAAAUCUAACCAGCAUGAGUUAGAAAAUUCAUACUAGAAGGCAGCUCUGAGAGCUACAGCCUCGCAGCUCUGGCUAUUUUACUAAACAUCAAAUGGCACUCAAAGGCCACAGCAUGAUGUUCUGACUGCAGCAGGUUCCAAUUCCUUCUGCUAAACUGGGUCAAAGUCUCACAUAGUCAAAAAUCUGCCAGAUUAUAGCAGUUAUGGUCUGAUAAGAGAACGAGAUAGACUGAGGUGGAGGUUGCAACACCUAAAUUCAGUAUGAGAGGAGAGAUAGCACUUGGAUAUUCACUUGAGAUCAUGUGCUUUGUACAAUUAGGAAGGCAGAGGAAAGCAAAGCUGUUAUGGUGGCAGUCAUGCUUUGUUACAAGCCAUUCUACUCACUUCAGGUGAGGAGAAAAACUGAGAUCUCUUUCCCACUUUUACAAGUGCCAUGACACACG